Notothenia coriiceps (black rockcod) is the source of this 783-nucleotide messenger RNA. It is a transcript of the gene gypc, whose product is annotated as glycophorin C (Gerbich blood group). Lineage: Eukaryota; Metazoa; Chordata; Actinopteri; Perciformes; Nototheniidae. The record is from RefSeq and is a predicted model, not a curated record. Gene Ontology annotation, cellular component: cortical cytoskeleton; membrane. The coding region runs from base 1 to 237 and encodes 78 amino acids. The transcript has 2 exons.
AUGUUAGUAAUAGUGCCCCUUUCUGUUUUGACUCUAGGCAUCAUCUCCAUCGUGAUCUUCACUGUCCUCUGCAUCAUGGUGUUUGUGAUCCGUCACAUGUUCCGCCACAAAGGUUCCUACCACACCAACGAGGCCAAGGGGGCGGAGUCAGCAGACUGUGCUGACGCAGCGAUCAUCGUCAACGACCCGGCCUUCACUGAAACCAUCGACGAGAGCAAGAAGGAGUGGUUCAUCUGAGCCGCCCUCACCAUGGACAUAUGACAUUAGGAUGUAUGUAGUUUUUUAAGCAUAGGUAGUAGUGGUGAGGGCCCCACCUGUGGACCCUCCAGGAUGUGCCAAGUUGGUUGGUGGUUUAUUUAAAGAAUGAUGGACACCAUGGCAUCACAGCAUGGGUAUUAAAGCACAGGGCUGCCUGCUAAGUGUGACAGGACCACAGCCUCAGGUGGUGAAGAUGCGAGGGACUGUGCUCAUUAGCUUUUAUUUGAGUGUUUAUUUGUAUCACUGUUUAUUUCAUUUUGUUAAAUAAUUGAUCUUAUUUCAUUUUUUGUUUUUCUUUUUUGUUUUCAUAAUUAGUUUUACUUUGUUUAAGUGUAUUUAUUUUUUCCAGAUUAAGAUCUUCUAUGCCUUGCGGGUAUAUAAGAAAAAUAAUGACAUUUAUUGUAAUGAUCAUUCAUCCCAAUCUCAUUGUCUUAAUCUUUUAAUUUUAAAUUUAUUUCAGUUAAGUGAAUUUCUGACUGAAGCGUGUGUGUGUGUGUGUGUGUGUGUGUGUGUAUGUGUGUGUGU